AUGAGCGCGAUCAGAAAGGUCACGGCUGGCCUAACGAACGCAUCAAAGCCGUCUCCCAUCAAGACCGUCGUCGCCAAAGUCCUCUCUUCGGAGAGCAAGAUCAAGAAAACAAAGCCUGUGACCGGCCCCCGGGGUCCGCAGGUUAAGCGCAAACGCACGAAACCCCAACCCGACGAGGACGGAGACAACGAUGCAAGCAGCACCUCCAGCCUCUCCUCCCUAGAACCCUCCGUCGCGCCUCCACCCGAGUCGACCACCCCACUCACCCCAACGCCCCUCACCAUGACCAAGUCCGGCCGGCAGGUCCUUAAACCCGACGCCUACGACCCGGCCGCCAUGGACGCCGCGAGCCGGCGGCCCCGCGCACCGGCCCACCACUACGGCAAGCGCACCGCCGAGCAGGCGCUCUGCCUCAAGUGCAGCCGCAUGCACAGCCCAGCCACCAACCAGAUCGUCUUCUGCGACGGCUGCGACGAGUGCUGGCACCAACUGUGCCACGACCCCUGGAUCGCCGACGAGAUCGUGCAGGACCGGGGCAAGGUCUGUCUCCCAAAGCUGGGCGUCUUCCCUGUUGAACAGCAGCAUCACCCCCACCAACCCUACCAAGUCGGCGGGACCAGGUCAAUCUUCGCGGGCACCACGACCGAGGGGCUGUUCCCACGCGCCGACGCCCACCCGACUGGGCAGAUCAACUUUGUGCGGAAGAUUGCGGGUGCCGGGAAGGGGACGAAGGGCGGGGGGAGCCAAAAGGAGGGGGCCAGCAGCCAGGAUGGGGGGCGGGGCGGGGGGUUGGUGGGAAAGAGGAUGACGAGGAUGAUUGAUCCGCUGGCGGCGCUGUGCGCCGAGGUCGGGGAGGGGCUUGUACACGCGCCUGCCGCCGGAUACGGAGGAUGGGGCAAGGUUGGUGGAUGA
Chaetomium globosum CBS 148.51 is the source of this 912-nucleotide messenger RNA. RefSeq lists its product as uncharacterized. The transcript is spliced from 2 exons. NCBI's taxonomy places the organism in Eukaryota, Fungi, Ascomycota, Sordariomycetes, Sordariales, Chaetomiaceae. The record is from RefSeq and is a predicted model, not a curated record. Bases 1 to 912 code for a protein of 303 amino acids.